CACGACAGUGGCAAAUGGCCGAGAGGAAGGGGACGAGCGAGGAGGAGGGGCGGCAGUCCUCAAUCGGCACGGAGCCGCGGACACUGAAUGCACAGGAGAUGCAAAACGUCAAGGGGGCUGUGGAGGAUGCAUUCCAGUCGAGUGACACUCAAGAGAAAGCCAUGGCUGCGCUCUCCUCGUCGCAGCCUCCGCCUACUGCCCCUCGCUCGGCGCUUGAGGACAAGGGCGAGGUCAAGUGAUCCGAGCCGUACUACGUGGGCCGGAGGGAUUUAAGUAUAACUUAUCAGAGGGAUGGAUAGAUGGAUACAUCGCAAACAAAGAAAAGAAAAAAAGGAAAAUAUAGGUGGCUUAGCCUAGAUCAAAUGUGUUUGUUUUGGCUUGGUCAUUGCUGGGAGAGAGGGUGUGCGCGUCAUGGAUGUGUGAGUGAAUAGAAGAGGAGUGAAGGAAGAGGGAUGUCUUACUCUCGCUUCAAGAGGAUCCCAAGAUGAUGCGCCUCUUGAGAUGCUCCGCCCUUCAUACUGGACAAACCGCGGCCAAGGGGCAACGAGGACAAGGAGACGAGCAGCAGCGGCGGCGCACCAAGCUGCAAAAUGGGGCAGUCCAUGUCGAUCCUCAAUCCCAUCGACGAAAUCUUCCUCCAGCCCAGGAGCAGGACCCGGCAGCCCAGCAGCAGCGGGGGUUUGUCGUCUCUGCGCUCGCGCUUGCGUUCCCUCCUCUCGUCAAUGUUUAAGGAUGGACGCAGGAAUGCGCUGACUGAUGACGACCACCGUCGCACUCCUGCGCCAGACAAUAAUGACUACGAAAGAUUUGGCCCGUUUGGAUCGAGCUACGAGGAGGAGCUUGCGAGAGCCGUGCAAGAGAGCAUGGACUUGGACAGCCAAAGCAGAAGCAGGAGUGCUCCCAGCCCGAGCAAACAAAGAUAUAUAUGUGCUGGGUGCAACCAGGAGAUCGGACCGGGGCGCUUCCUCAGUUGUCUCGGUUCUGUGUGGCAUCCACAGUGCUUCCGCUGCAAAGCAUGCGGAGAUCCCAUAUCGGGUUCACAGUUUGCCUUGUCCGGGAGUGACCGCUACCACAAGGAGUGUUACAGGGAUUUGUAUCAUCCCAAGUGUGAAGUCUGCCACCAGUUUAUUCCACCGAAUUCCUCUGGCCUGAUAGAGUACCGCGCACAUCCUUUCUGGGGACAAAAGUAUUGCCCCUUGCAUGAAAAGGACUCCACCCCUCGAUGUUGCAGUUGUGAGCGAGUGGAGGCCCGAGACGCACGGUUUGUGAGCCUGGACGAUGGACGGAAGCUGUGCCUAGAAUGCUUAGAUUCGGCAGUCAUGGAUACGCACGAGUGCCAGCAUCUCUACCACGAAAUUCUGGAUUUCUACGAAGGAAUGAACAUGAAGAUCUCGCAGUCGAUACCGAUGCUUCUGGUGGAGCGACAAGCACUCAACGAAGCUCGUGAGCACGAACGAGACGGCUACCACCACUUGCCAGAAACAAGGGGCCUCUGCCUGUCGGAGGAGCAGACUGUUAGCACUGUAAGUAAGUCCGAAACCUCCAACCUCUGGAAAGUUUCUGAUGGUGCAGCGCUUCAGGUGUACAGAAAGCCAAAGGCUUCACGUAGCAAUCCAGUGGGCAGUAUGCGCAAGGAAUCACUCAGGCUCCGACGCCAGUGCGAAGUCACCGCUAUCCUUGUUCUGUACGGCCUUCCACGUCUGCUCACUGGCUCCAUCCUGGCUCACGAGCUCAUGCAUGCCUGGCUCCGGCUCAACGGCUAUCCGCACCAGUUGAAUCCAGCGGUGGAGGAGGGCAUUUGUCAAGUGAUGGCACACACUUGGCUCGAGUCGCAGAUCGGCAGUAGCGGCGGCAGCAGCAGCAGCUCGUCAGGUGGCAAGCAGAAGCCAAAGUCGAUCAACAACGAUCGUUUCCAGGAAUUCUUUCUCCACCAGAUUGCCAUGGACUCGUCACCGGCAUAUGGCGAUGGGUUCAGAGCAGGGCAUCAGUCGGUGGUGCAGUUUGGCCUGUCGAGAACGCUCGAGCACAUAAAGCUGACGGGCAGUUUUCCUGUGUGAAGAAAACACCAAACAAAACUCUUUUCUUCAUAUAUUCAGAAGGAGAAGCGACUCGGGUUUGCGUU
Molecule: messenger RNA, 2122 nt
Organism: Selaginella moellendorffii
Lineage: Eukaryota; Viridiplantae; Streptophyta; Lycopodiopsida; Selaginellales; Selaginellaceae
Product: protein DA1-related 1
Exons: 13
Coding region: 591-2057 (488 amino acids)
Molecular function (GO): ubiquitin binding
Source: RefSeq, a predicted model, not a curated record